CGCAGGUUUGAACACUUUUAUUUUGAGACAUUUGGAAUCUAUAGCUCCAAAGAUGUCAGUGAAAAAUAAAGUGUGCAUUCUUAUGUGGGACGAGGUAUCUAUUCAACCCAAGAUCACAUAUGAUAACCGUAAGGAUAUCAUAUCAUAUGUGGACUUGAGGAUUGGGGCAAUAAUCGCACCGGAAAGAUGGCUGAUCACGUUUUGGUAUUUAUGCUUCGCGGAUUAUACAUGGGCUGGAAGAUGCCCAUUUCUUAUAAUUUUUGUUGCAAACAAACAAAUACAGCGCAAUUAGUGCGUUGUAUUAAAGAACGUGUUUCCAAAAUAAACGAUCUAGGCUUUCACAUCGUUGCAACAGUUUGUGACCAGGGAUCUUCGAACAUGGCUGCAAUAAAGGAACUGCUACUGCGCACGGACAUGAAACGCAAGUCUUCUGAAGGAACUCAGAGUCAAACGUUUGAAGUGAGGCAAUAUGUAAUUGUUCCCUUAUAUGACGGACCACAUCUCAUCAAAGGCGUGAGGAAUAACUUAUUAACAAAGGACCUAGCGAUGAGCUGCGAGAAUAGCGUACCAGCGAAAAUUGCAUCGUGGGACAUAAUUAAGACUGCGUGGAUUAUGGACAGAGAGACACACAAAAUUCGACCGCAAUUAAAAAAAAUUAAAUAUGUUGUUCGCCACGAAGACAAGGACUUAAAAAUAGAGGAAAACGAAGGACUUGCGGAAAGUGUUAACUUUUUCAACGACUUAUUUGACAGUGUGAAUGGAAGUGAUAAAGAGUGUGUUGAAGACAAUGACCUGCGACAAGCGAUGAGUGAAACAAGUGUUCAUCAUGUUUUCUGGGUAAGUGCAAAAUAUUACGCGAAAUGAAAUAUGUAGAUAAGAUUUCACGUUAAAUUAUUAAGAAUGUGCCAACUGUUACAAACUGGAAAUUCACUAUAGACGGGUUUCAAAAAUUAUGAGAUAUUUUACAUUCACAAUUUGGUUUUCAUAAAUUAAAUGCUCGAUAUUGUAAUCAAGAUCCGCUAGAAAAUUUUUUUGGUCAAAUUAGAAGUCAUGCAGUUCGUCAUAUUAACCCAACUCCUUCACAGUUUGAAGAGUCGUAUAUCACUCUAUUACUAAGCAACAUGAAGUCAGUAUCUAUAGUUGGCGAUAAUUGCGUGGCCGUUGAUGAUAACUCUGUUGUUAUCAUUAGAAGAGUGUUUGAAAGGUGACUUUUCAGACAUGGAAGUGCAUGAUGUCGCUCGCAAUGACAACGGCGAUGAUGAAGUGCAUGAUUUUGUAUCGAAUAAUACAGUAGAUAAUAGUAUUUCCGUGUCAAUUUCAGAUUAUUCUCGCGUAAUGAUAAUUUCAAUUCUAAAAAAACUUAACAAUUGCUCGGAAUGCGAAUCAUGUUUCAAAAAUAGUGAAUUUUUUGUUUGCGCGAAACAAAUAGUCAAUCGAAUUUUUAAAUUGUUAAAAACAAGAAGUAAUAGGCGAAACAUUGAGCAAAAUUUUAUACAACAUUUUAAAGAAUGGGAUAGGAAUAUGAGUUGGCAUGAGUGUAUUGAGCAUAGUGGUAAAAUAUUUGAUAUUAUGAUUCACGUAAUUAUUGUUCAAUGUAUUAUUUGGUGGUGUAGAGACAAAAAUUUUAUGUUAAAAAACACUAAUAUUAAUUCCUUAAUGCGC
Molecule: messenger RNA, 1662 nt
Organism: Harpegnathos saltator (Jerdon's jumping ant)
Lineage: Eukaryota; Metazoa; Arthropoda; Insecta; Hymenoptera; Formicidae
Exons: 3
Coding region: 187-864 (225 amino acids)
Source: RefSeq, a predicted model, not a curated record